Molecule: messenger RNA, 2152 nt
Organism: Mauremys reevesii (Reeves's turtle)
Lineage: Eukaryota; Metazoa; Chordata; Testudines; Geoemydidae
Gene: ZDHHC4
Product: zinc finger DHHC-type palmitoyltransferase 4
Exons: 7
Coding region: 244-1275 (343 amino acids)
Biological process (GO): protein targeting to membrane; peptidyl-L-cysteine S-palmitoylation
Cellular component (GO): Golgi apparatus; endoplasmic reticulum
Molecular function (GO): protein-cysteine S-palmitoyltransferase activity
Source: RefSeq, a predicted model, not a curated record
AAAGGGAACUGAAAUGCUGUUGUUGUUUGAAAUCUAGAAUAUCUGUAGAUUUUUCAAACGACAGAUUAUUGCUAUUACUUACAUGGUGAUAUCCCCCAUAGAGCCCAAUCGGGGCUCCAUUGUGCUAGGCAUUAUAGAAACAUAUAACAAAAAGAUGUUCCAGCCCCCAAUAACUUACAGUCCAAGUAAAAGACAAGCAAUAACAGGUGGAUACAACAAAUAAACAGAACACAAGGACUCAAGAUGGACUUUUUGGCUUUCUUCAUAAUUUAUCUGCUAUUAGUUCUGGCUAGUGUUGUUCUAGUCUGCAUCUAUUCAGGAAGGAAACAGAGUUUUCCUGCAAGAGGCCUCAGUUGUAUAACUCAGGUAUCUUCAUUUGUAAUCCCAACACGGCUUCAAAGAGCAACACAGAGAGUGCUUCACAGGCUCUUCCACACACGAAGUUGUCUGUUCAUUGUCCUGCACUUAGCCUUACAAGUGGCAGUUUAUGGUGAAUACACUUGGGAAGUAUUUGGCUACUGCAAAGAGAUGGAGUUCAGCAUUCAUUACCUUCUGCUGCCAUAUUUGUUGCUGGCUGUGAAUAUGGGAUUUUUCAUUCUGUGCUCUGUGACCAACCCUGGUACAAUAACACAAUCAAAUCAGGAGUCAUUUCUUAAGGCUUAUGCAUAUGAUGGAGUAAUGUUUCAGAAAAGCACCAUGUGUCCUACAUGCAACGUGGAAAAGCCAGCCAGAUCUAAACACUGCAGUGUAUGUAACAACUGUGUACAUCGUUUUGAUCACCACUGUGUUUGGGUCAACAACUGCAUUGGUGCCUUCAAUACAAGAUAUUUUUUCAUUUACCUCUUCACUCUGACUGCCAUGGCUGCAAACCUUGCAAUCAUAACAGCAGCAUUUCUAAUCCAAGUAGUGCUGCUAUCAAAUAUAAUGCUUGGAAGUUACAUUGAUGAUCAGGGGCAAGAGCAUGCAAUUGAGAUUCUCUUUCUUAUUCAGCACCUGUUCCUGACGUUUCCUAGAAUUGUCUUCAUGCUUGGUUUUGUUAUUGUCCUAUCUCUGGUGCUGGGGGCGUAUUGCUGUUUCACUCUGUACCUGGCCCUGACUAACCAAACAUCCAAUGAAUGGUAUAAAUCUAGAAGAUAUGAAUGUUCUUGCUGUCAGGUGUUGCAACCCCAUGACAGGCACAUUGUUUACAGAAAUGUUUAUUCUCAAGGAGUUUGGGUCAAUUUAAAGGAAAUCUUUAAACCUCCUACAAGUUCAGAAAAAAAGAAAAAAACAUGAGGAAAUAGUUACAUGUUUUAAAAUCUAUAUUUAUUUUUUAAACUUUUCCCAAAGGAUUUAACUCCAUGAAGCGCUUUUUGCCAGCACCAAGGACCCUUGAAAUGAUACUGUGCUUUUCAUUAAGUGCUGUAGCUAAAGAGUUUUUUUUCUCUAAAUGACUCAAUUAUAAAAUAUAUUUUUAUAAAGCUGAUCAUUGUCUGUGGUGUUUGCCGAACUUCUAGAAUCAAUGUCCUAGUUAUUAGCACUGGGGACUAAGCCAUGGCUUGUAGGCCUCUUUAGAAAAUAGCUCCUUUGGACGUCAUUGUAGCUCAAUAUUUCUUAAAACGUUUUCUAUCAGUACGUUCUUUGGGUAACAGUGUUAAAGCAAAUAUACUGAACUUGAAUUGGCUAACCAACUUCCAUGUGUGUUAAGGACUAAAUAUAGUAAACAUAUUUAGCAGGAACCUCCACAUCUUAUAUCUAAUGUUUUUGUAACUAUGAAAAUGAAGCCUUUGAAGAACUGCAUAGAAGUGUUUUAGCAAAUGAACGUACAAGUCCUUAAAAGAAGCCAUUUCACGGUAUCUUAAGGUGAACAGAUCAUGACUCUACUAAUUAAUAUGUCUUAAAUCUUACUAUUGUGUAGCUUCAUCACACCUAUGUGAAUGUAUCCAAUAUUAUACUACACAAUACAGCUCUUUUUGGAUUUAUACAUUAUCUAGGUCUUGCUUCCCUGGGAAGGCAGUGGCUCUUGUAUGGCUGCAUUAUGUGAUUGUUGAGAGAGCAGAAGUUCAGGCUGGGAUCACACUACUUCUGUUUCCACCUCAUCUUUGAGGGGCUAAGAAAAUAUUGUAUUCUGUAUUUGCUUAGAAUAUUGCAAAUAGAUUUGCUUAGAAUAUUG